AUUUUUUUAUAAUAGCAGAACGUCACCACACGUCGAUAACAUUACAAAUUUGUGAAGUAUAUGUGUAACUUCAAAUAAAAGUGGUUUACAAAGCGCCGCAAAGUAUUACUAUUUUAUUGUUAGCGUCUUAGAAACCUUGUUUUUAAGCUUCAUAUAACAAAUAUUUUUUUAGUUCAGCAAAUUUGCUAUAAUGGGAUUAACCAUAUCUAGUUUGCUGACACGUCUGUUUGGCAAGAGACAAAUGCGUAUUUUGAUGGUUGGUUUAGAUGCUGCUGGCAAAACUACUAUUCUUUAUAAACUAAAGCUCGGAGAGAUCGUAACGACCAUUCCAACAAUUGGUUUUAACGUUGAGACUGUUGAAUAUAAAAAUAUUUGCUUCACUGUUUGGGAUGUAGGUGGUCAGGAUAAAAUUCGGCCUUUAUGGCGCCACUACUUUCAAAAUACACAAGGUCUCAUAUUUGUUGUGGACUCAAAUGAUCGGGACCGGAUAAAUGAAGCUGAGAAAGAACUACAAAAUAUGUUGCAAGAAGACGAAUUACGCGAUGCUGUACUGUUGGUAUUUGCCAAUAAGCAAGAUUUACCAAAUGCAAUGAGUGCCGCAGAAUUAACCGACAAACUGAGACUUAAUCAGCUACGAAAUCGUCAUUGGUAUAUUCAGGCUGCGUGCGCCACACAGGACAAUGGGCUUUAUGAAGGACUUGAUUGGCUGUCAGCGGAAUUGGCUAAGAAAUGAUAAAGAAGCGCUUCAUUCCGAUCUUUGCAACAAUAACGUGGUUUCAGCUUUUAAGGGCUAAAGCGAAAAAGUUGUGUUGCAAUUUAUUCUUAAAAUUUUUAUAAAUAUAUAACAAAUUUGUUAGACUGUAAACAUAUUCAAUAAUAAAAUACAUUCGCUUCACUCUAAAUUAAAGGA
Anastrepha obliqua is the source of this 910-nucleotide messenger RNA. It is a transcript of the gene Arf102F, whose product is annotated as ADP-ribosylation factor 2. The transcript has 4 exons. Gene Ontology annotation, molecular function: GTPase activity; GTP binding. Gene Ontology annotation, cellular component: plasma membrane; cytoplasm. Gene Ontology annotation, biological process: vesicle-mediated transport; intracellular protein transport. The coding region runs from base 191 to 733 and encodes 180 amino acids. Lineage: Eukaryota; Metazoa; Arthropoda; Insecta; Diptera; Tephritidae. The record is from RefSeq and is a predicted model, not a curated record.